Archocentrus centrarchus (flier cichlid) is the source of this 2347-nucleotide messenger RNA. Its product is annotated as potassium voltage-gated channel subfamily V member 2-like. Gene Ontology annotation, biological process: potassium ion transmembrane transport; protein homooligomerization; action potential. Gene Ontology annotation, cellular component: membrane; voltage-gated potassium channel complex. The record is from RefSeq and is a predicted model, not a curated record. Bases 256 to 1803 code for a protein of 515 amino acids. Gene Ontology annotation, molecular function: delayed rectifier potassium channel activity. The transcript is spliced from 2 exons. Lineage: Eukaryota; Metazoa; Chordata; Actinopteri; Cichliformes; Cichlidae.
GUAACAGACGGACAGACAGGAAAUUCCUCAUGUUUUCUGACUUCCUGGAGUACCAUAUCAGCCACAGUCGAGCCACCAAACCUAGACCCCCACUAUUCACUGGGGUGUCAGAAGGUGCUGCAGAACCGGAUACACAAAAUGAUUCAUGGAUUUACCGUGUACUGACUGCAUCCCCUUCCUAGAAUGUUUCUCUUGAUGCUUUUUUUCCUCUUUUUGUUCUGUGGCAUUGCUUUCCUGCCUUGAACCACAGCUGCUAUGGCUCGCGCAGAGAAAACUCAGCUGAAAACAUGUCUGAAAAACCGCCGCUCUACUGUCAGCUCUCUCUCAACGGGUGUGAAGGACAACAAAACAUUCCCAUUUUCUCAGGAGAAAACAAUAAAAGCAUGGAGCUCACUGGAAAAUCUGGACAAUUCUGGGAUUAAAGAUGAUUACUCUAAAUGUGAGAAGACACCCAAACUUCAGCAGAACAUGAACUUAAAUGUAGGAGGGAAACUGUUUUACAUUCCAAAAAUGUGUGCUGUUAGAUAUCCUAACACACGAAUAGGCUCCUUAGCUCUCUGCAGGGACCAGGAAAAACUCCUCACGCUCUGCGAUGACUACUCUGUGUUCAAGAAUGAGUUCUUCUUUGACCGUGAUCCUGCCUUCUUUCACCACAUCUGUCAUUUCUACACCAGUGGAGUGCUGUGGAUCAUAGUGGAAAUGUGCCCCAUCAACUUUGAGGAAGAAAUUGCAUACUGGGGCCUGAGCCUGAAGGACACCCAGUUCUGCUGUUGGAUGAUGUUUCAGGAGAAGAUAGAUGAGGUGAAGGAGACCCUCAAGGUGGACAGGGAGCUCAUGGCUGAGACUGAGGUGAAGUACAAUGAUGAAUAUUUCAAGGACAUGAUGUUUGGGGAUAUGCGGAUGACUCUGUGGAACAUUGCGGAGAAUCCAUACUCAUCAACUCUUGCGAAGAUGUUCACUCUGGUCUCUAACUUGUUUGUGCUCUUGUCCAUCGCUGCGAUGUGUCUCAACACUGUGGACGAACUACAAAUAUACAGAGUCAGUGACAAAACUUGUAUGGAAUGGGUGGAGAUCUUCACCAUUUUGUUCUUCACCUUUGAGUAUUUGAUUCGUCUUAUCACCACUCCUAACAUUGCAGUGUUUCUGAAGAGUGGACUCAACUUUGUGGACUUAAUAUCGGUCAUGCCUUAUUUUGUCCAGAUCGUCUUUGAAGCUUUUAGUGACUCAGAGGAUGUAAAUGCACAGGAAGACCUCAGGGCCAUAGCUCGGGUUAGCAAGCUCAGCCACGUCCUCAAAAUUGUCAAGUUGCUGCGGAUCUUUCGGAUUUUGAAGCUAGCCCGCCACUCAACUGGCAUGCGGGCCUUUGCCUUUACACUGCGGCGGUGCUACCAGGAGGCCUCUUGCAUUUUCCUCUUUAUUACCUUGGGAAUCUUUACAUUCUCUGCUCUCCUGCAUUCAGCAGAAAGGGAAACCGAGGGAUCUCCCAUCAGCAGUAUCCCAUAUGCGUGGUGGUGGGCAGCAGUCAGCAUUUCGACUGUGGGCUACGGGGAUGUGGUUCCUGUGACUAUUCUAGGCCGCAUUGUGGCUUUUGGCUGCAUUACAUUUGGGAUAAUCCUCAACGGCAUGCCGAUUUCCUUCCUGUUCAACAAGUUCUCUGAUUACUACAGCAAAUUAAAGACCCAAGCUUACAAUUCUACCUCAGUCCAGCGCCGCUUUCAGCUUAAGAAGAGACUCAAGCGUAAAAUGGAUGCAUGUUUCCAUCCCUUUGAAGAAGACAGCAGUACAGAUCAUUCCCCACACUAAGUGCAUCUCAUACAUGACAUUUCUGUAAUGUUAAAAUGCUACAGGAUGAACCUCAAACUCUUUAUACAUGUAUAUCACAGAGUGGUGCAGAGAAAAUAAACCUAGAAUGUAAAUGAGGGCAGGAAGAGGAAGUGGAAAGUUGCUUUGUAAUGAUGCGGUAUCUUGUCUGCUUUAACCAUCAAGCACAUAUUUCACUGUUCUGUUCAUCUUUUUAUAUGCAUCUUGUAUAUAAGUAAUUUAUACUAUAAAGGAGAAUGUUAAAAAUAGGGGACCUAGUUUUUAAUUUCAGUCACAUCCAUCCUGAUGCUUAUCUACCUAAAACCUGUGAAUGCUAGAUGACUGAGUGCCUGUAAAUGACUCACAUGUGGCUGUGACAUAUCAAAGUAUCUGCCUGAAGUAGUUCAGAUAAACACAGGAGUGCACUUUUUGUUUCCAUCCACAGUUUCAACAUACAGAACUUUUUUCUGCUAGUACUGCCAUGCACACAUCCUCACAUGACCACUUGUUCUUAUAGGCAAUUAAACAGACUGAGGACUUGAAUUAA